Molecule: messenger RNA, 2593 nt
Organism: Bombyx mori (domestic silkworm)
Lineage: Eukaryota; Metazoa; Arthropoda; Insecta; Lepidoptera; Bombycidae
Gene: PH4alphaEFB
Product: prolyl 4-hydroxylase alpha subunit
Biological process (GO): peptidyl-proline hydroxylation to 4-hydroxy-L-proline
Cellular component (GO): endoplasmic reticulum
Molecular function (GO): L-ascorbic acid binding; protein binding; iron ion binding
Source: RefSeq, marked provisional
GAAUGUUUUGUUCGUUGAACCGACCGACGUCGGGCUGCGUGGACGCACGUAUCUUUGCCAGAUUGUCGCUUUAUUUAACGUUUAUAAUUGUGAAUUGAUUGCAAUUCAAUUUGUGGUGAAUGAGGUUAAACUGCAAUACGUUUUUCUAAUAAUCCUUAAUGAUGUACGUUUGUCUGUAAAACAAUUUGCUGAUCUGCAAGUUCUAGAAUCGUUUUCAUAUUUAUUUCUGCAAAAAUGGAAACAGUAAGAGCGAUAGCUUUUUUGCUUCUGUUUUUCUUUACUUGGGCCAAAGCAGAGCUAUUCACAGCCAUAACGGAUGUUGAACCGCUACUGGAAACCCACAAGAGGAUCAUAGACGAUUUAGAUGAUUACCUGCAAAAAGAAGAGAGGAGACUUUUCACUUUGAAGAAACACUUGAAUUUAUAUAAAAGGGAACACGAAAGGGCUAUGGAUGACAUCCCUAACUACCUCGGCAACCCGAUCAAUGCUUUCACGUUGAUAAAAAGAUUAACGGCCGACCUUGAUUUUAUAGAGGAUAGCAUUAAAAUUGGAACAGAAUACAUAAAGAACGUCACAAUGAACCACGUGGACGUGAAAUAUCCGUCAUUGGAAGAUCUGACGGGAGCAGCUCAGGCGCUGACUCGGUUGCAGGAAACCUACUAUUUAAAUGUACACGAUCUAGCCGAGGGUAUAUUGAAUGGAGUUUCAUACAGUACUCCUAUGACGGCGAGCGAUUGUUACGAACUCGGCCGGACUCUAUACAACGAUAAAGAUUACACAAACGCCUUGGCCUGGAUGAAAGAAGCGCUAAGGAAAUAUAAAGAUGAAAACGUCAUGUACCCGUUCACCGAAGUCGAUAUCUUGGAAUAUAUAGGAUUCGCAUAUUAUUUAAACGGAGACGUCAAAACCGCUCUGGAAUGGACUCAGAGACUUCUGUCCGUCGAUCCGAAGCACGUACGAGCGCGGGGCAACAUACCGCACUAUCAGAAGACGAUAGCCGAACAAGAGGCCGAAUUAAAGAAGCAACAACGUGGGGAAACCUCGGAUGAGCCUGAAGAAGAAGAUGGUCAAGAUUACGAAUUAUCAGAGUACGCAAAGGAACGCAAAGUUUACGAAUCGCUGUGUCGGGGAGAAAUGGAAAUACCCCAUGAGAUUACUAAGAGGUUGAAAUGUUGGUACGUCACCGACACGCAUCCGUUUUUAAAGUUGGCCCCAAUCAAAGUGGAGCAGAUGUACGUGAAGCCCGACAUAUUUAUGUUCCACGAAGUGAUGACCGACGACGAGAUUGAGUUCAUCAAAAAACGAGCAAAGCCGAGGUUCAAACGGGCUGUCGUUCACGACCCUAAAACUGGUGAGCUGACACCGGCCCAUUACCGCAUCAGCAAGUCGUCGUGGCUCCGCGACGAGGAGUCUCCGGUCAUAGCGCGCAUCACGCAGCGCGUCACCGACAUGACCGGGCUCAGCAUGCUGCACGCCGAGGAGCUUCAGGUCGUCAACUACGGCAUAGGGGGACACUACGAACCGCACUUCGACUUCGCUAGGAAACGUGAGAAUCCAUUCACGAAAUUCGGCGGCAACAGAAUAGCCACCGUCCUCUUCUACAUGUCUGACGUGGCGCAGGGCGGCGCUACAGUGUUCACCGAACUUGGACUCAGUUUGUUUCCAAUAAAACGAGCUGCGGCGUUCUGGUUGAACCUGCACGCGUCGGGCGAAGGAGACCUCGCCACCAGGCAUGCCGCCUGCCCCGUGCUCAGGGGAUCCAAGUGGGUGUCAAAUAAAUGGAUACAUCAAGGCGGGCAAGAGCUGUUGAGGCCCUGCGACCUUGAGUACCAGGAGGAGGGCAUCAUCCGCAAGAUUCCUCGUCCAGUGCCGAAGACAUCCAGGUAGACUCCGAGCAACGUGUGACCGAACGGAACUGAUCAUAAAUUGUUCGGUAUAGUGCAUUUUUUUUUUAAAUAAAAUAGAUUAAAUAUUACAUAGUAUAAUAGAAUGUUGGGUCUGUGUAGUACACGUAUUCGACUUCUGUGUCUCGUGCGAUUUUACGAAUAACCACAAGCAUAAUCGACUAGAAUGCAUAAUUUUAAUUAGUUAUGGGUCAAGAAAGAAGAUUCUCAUUAUGAAAGACGCCAAGAAAAUUACGCCAACUAACUUUUAGGAGAUGUUUUAAAUAACCAAUAAUUUGAGUGCAAUUUAUACUAUACUUUUAAUAUAUUUAUUAAAUUGUUCCAAUUUCUUUACUUUCCCCUAUUUAGAACGUAUAGUUUAAGUUAACGUUGAUUUGUUUGAUUGUAAAAUAUUAACAGUAAACUCACACCAGGCACACACAAAAAACCAUCUAUUGUUGCGAACAAAUUCACAAAUAAACAUAUCUAAUAAAAAAAAUGUUAAAUAAUAAAUAAGUUGCAAUGAAACACUAAUAUAUUUUAACAUAUUAUAUAUUAUAGUGAUAUCUUAGAAUAAACCAUCGUGGCUCGAUGGCUCGUGGCUUAGUGGUAUCAUGCCCUAAUAGUUCAAGAAGUCCCAAGUACUUUAUUUAAAACAGGCAUAGCUUUCAUGAAUAGUUUUAAUUGUUAUGGUAAUGCUGAAAAAACAA